Molecule: messenger RNA, 1819 nt
Organism: Amoebophrya sp. A120
Lineage: Eukaryota; Dinophyceae; Syndiniales; Amoebophryaceae
Source: the annotation of a GenBank genome assembly
ACAAUUUCUGAGAUCUGAAAGGAACAUGUUCAUGAUCACGUGUGAGAUUUGAAAGAUCUGUUGGUCGCACCGAGUUGAAAGUGCUCUGAAUCGGAAUCCUUAAUUUCAUCUCGUUUAUUCACCAUUGGUUGGAAGAUAUUUGUCGUUUAUCAAAAUCCGAAUAACAGGGACCUUGUUGGAUUUUUUGGGCAAAAAAUCUAAUCUCUCUCACCUCCACUCGACAGAAUGAGCAAGCUUAGUAUCGAAGGUCUGAAGGAGUCCAUCGGCAAGGUGCUGGCCGCCUCCCAGGAGAAGAAGCGCAAGUUUGUCGAAACCAUCGAGCUGCAGAUCGGCCUCAAGGAUUACGACACCCAGCGGUAUAGAAUUUUUUUUUCGUGAUUACUUUUGAAGGAUUUUUUACAAUCACGGACGCGUUGAUGGACGUUUCUACGCUUUCUUUUUUUCCGGGUUGGUGGAAAUAGAGGUUUGGUGGUUUAGGAUUGUCGAUGCAGUAUGUCUACCGGAAUGAAAACCAAAAGCACCGAAUAAUUUGAGAUGAAUUUUUCUAAAACAUAAUUACAGUGACAAGCGUUUCUCCGGAACCGUCCGUCUGCAGCAUGUGCCGCGUCCCCGCAUGAAGAUCUGCGUCCUCGGUGACGCCGUCCACUGCGAUAGCGCCCAGAAGCUGGACAUGCCGUUCAAGUCCGUUGACGAUUUGAAGAAGCUGAACAAGAACAAGAAGAUGGUCAAGAAGUAUCAACCCAUUUUUUUUUGCACCUGUUUUGCCUUUUCUCGCAUUGCAAAUAUCGCUAGUUUAAGUUUGCGGAUGAUGAGGUGAGAUUACUAGUGGGUCGAGUCGGCUUCGCUUGGUCUCUUCAAUCUUCUCUUCCGUGAAAAAUGCUAGCUAGAAUAACAUGGGAUUUUUCGAAGUUUCUGUUGUCCAUGUCUGAAGUUUAAAACUUCUACUUAAGGAGACUUCGCGAUGAGAUGAUGUGACUUUGGAUCCCGACAGAAAAGAGUACUACUAUAGUCAGUCAUGCAGUUGAAAAAUAUAGCGGACUGAAGAAGCGCGUCGACGACGCUUGCGUACUAAUAAAGCAUUUGAAAAUCCUCUCAACUCUUCUACUUUUCCCAGGUUGGCCCGCUCCUUCGACGCGUUCAUGGCUUCCCAGGCUCUGAUCCCGCAGAUCCCCCGUUUGUUGGGUCCGGGUUUGAACAAGGCCGGUAAGUUCCCGACCAUGAUCACGCACAACGACGUGCUGGAAGACAAGGCCAACGACAUCCGGGCGACGGUGAAGUUCCAGCUGAAGAAGGUGUUGUGCAUGGGUGUGGCCAUCGGUCACGUCAACAUGACCCCGGACGAGGUGCGGCAAAACAGUCUGAUGAGCAUCAACUUUUUGGUCUCCCUGUUGAAGAAGAACUGGAACAACGUCAAAUCCCUGCACAUCAAGUCCACCAUGGGACCCGCCCAGCGCGUCUUCGGUUAAACAUGUUGUACUAGCGCGUAGGCUGCGAGCUACGAAAAAGAGGAGUUGUACUGGCGGAUCGUUUCGAUAGUGUGUUGUCUUUUGGAUCGUUGAUGCUGGGUAGUGAUAUUUGACACGACUGGUUUGCUUUGUGUCGCAAUGUUAUACCUUGCUUCCAUCUAAUGGGACACGCUAUCAUCAACAUUUGCAGGUGUAUUUCUUUAGACUAGAUGUUACCAAUGCGGUGGCGGUUUGUCGUUCGCGAUAAGCUUUCCGCCGUACUUGGGAGAUACUCUAACGCGUAUCACUCAAUCUGUCUGAGAAUCGGAAACGAGAAGGAAUAGAUUGCCCAAGAAAGUGUACACAACCAAUUC